Molecule: messenger RNA, 2514 nt
Organism: Ooceraea biroi (clonal raider ant)
Lineage: Eukaryota; Metazoa; Arthropoda; Insecta; Hymenoptera; Formicidae
Product: RCC1 and BTB domain-containing protein 1
Molecular function (GO): protein binding
Source: RefSeq, a predicted model, not a curated record
CACUUGCACUCUGUUCUUUAUAAAGCUGCACUACUGGAACUGGUGCAAUAGUUAGAGUGAGAAAAAAUAUACUUGUCUGAUAUUGCACCAGUUCAGCAGUGCAGAUAUAUGUACCGAAGGAUGUGUUGCUCGACGGAUCUAAAAAACUGGCCAAUAUUCAGCUUGCUGGACCAAGAAUUUAUUUUGCAGAUUCACAUGGUUGUGGUAUAUGGUAACUUGGGCAAUGAAGCUCUUAUCGUAACAAAGGACAAGACAGUAUAUGCUAUGGGCAAUAAUAUCGCUGGUUGUUUGGGAACUGGUGACUCUCAUAGUACACUAUAUCCCAGGAGAGUGGAACCUUUGUGCAGCAAGGAUAUAAAAACAUUUGCCUAUGGUAGUGGACCUCAUGUCUUGGCACUCACAGAGAAUGGAGAGGUAUACUAAAGAGAGAGAGAGAGAGAGAGUUACAUUACAUACAAAAAUGAUUAAUCGGUAUAUUCUUGGGGCCACAACGGUUACUGUGAAUUGGGAAAUGGAACUUGCAACCAAGGUCUCACUCCUACAAUAGUGAAUAUGCCCAGUAUAGAGGGUGGUCCAAAUAUGAAACGCAUUGUAGACGUCGCGUGCGGUAGUCACCAUUCUCUUGCACUUACUGAGGAUGGAGAGGUGUACGCCUGGGGUCAGAAUAACUGUGGUCAAGUGAGUAGUGGUCUAAGCACGAAUCAAGGCACUCCGAGGCAGGUGAGUUCCAGUUUGGCUGGCAAGAAGGUCGUGUGCAUCGCGUGCGGUCAGACCUCAAGUAUGGCGGUGACCGAGAACGGGGAGGUAUACGGCUGGGGCUACAACGGCGUUGGUCAGCUUGGAAUAGGCAAUUACGUAAAUCAGGUGAAUCCGUACCGAAUCGCCUCAUUGACAGGCCACGUAAUAGUGAAAGUAGUAUGCGGAUACGCACAUACGCUCGCGCUUACAGACGAGGGCAAGUUAUAUGUAUGGGGCGGUAACAGUUACGGACAAUUGGGCAUUGGCAACAAGAAGAAUGUUUGCAGUCCGGAACCGAUGGCCACUAAUAUUGCCGAUGAGAUGGGGAGGAUCUCGGACAUAGCUGCUCUUCACUAUAGUCACAUCAGCGUUGCCGUUGGCAAGGGUGGACGUGUGUACAUGUGGGGUCACUGUCGUGGCCAGAGUAUUAGUACCCCGACCGCCACACCAUUUUCAAACAUACAUGACGCACUCGCGUGUUACGCAUCGCCAAGCGUUAUGCACAAACCACUGGUCUUGCGUAUGGACAAACAAUCGAACAUAUUGGAAUGCUUGGGCUCUGCUUUCGACGAUUCGUCGACGAGCGAUCUCACGAUAGAAGUGGAAGGUCAGCCGAUUUACGUUCACAAGGCUAUCUUGAAGAUCCGAUGCCCGUAUUUCAGAACCAUGUUCCAACACAAUUGGGCGGAAAACAAUCAGAGUGUUAUCCAGCACGAUCAGUUCUCGCAUGUGGUGUACAAAGCCUUCUUAAAGUAUUUGUACACCGGCACAGUCGACCUACCUACGGAAAAGGCAUUAGAACUUUUGGAUUUGGCUAAUGCAUACUGCGAGACUGAUCUCAAGAGACAUUGCAUCAACAUGGUAAAGCAGGGGGUAACUGUAGCGAACGUGGCGUUUCUCUACAGCACCGCGAUCGAAUACAAUGCACAGGAGCUGGAGGAGUUUUGUUUCAAGUUCGCUCUGAAACACAUGACGGCUGUGAUAAUGUCAGAAAGUUUCGCGAAAUUGGAUGAUAAAAUGGCAAAAUCUUUUAUGAUUGAAGCGGCCAAGGCCGGUGUUUGUAAGACGUAGUCUGUCUUGGUUCCUUGUCUCAAGGAUGUUACUACAUUUCGAUAAGAAUGGAACUCCGGUCUGUUAUCGUUUGACCAUUCGCGACAACAUUUGUAGUAUAACAAGCCGAUGGAGUGCUCACUUAGAUAUUUUGCAUUUAUUUUUUCUUGUUAGCAAUAAGUAUAGAUACGCGCAAUUUGUGCGCCUAAUUAUACGUCUUAUUUACUGCGCGCAUUCCGAUCGUUCUAUAUCAGUCUACAUGUUAUCAUCCUAUAUAUAUAUAUAUAUAUAUGUACGUAUGUAUGUACGUAUGUAUGUAUGUAUGUAUAUGCGCACGAGACUUAGUUUUCAUUACUUCGAUUUAUCUUCGAAGAACGAAUUUGAUGUGUAAUCUCUGUUCUGUGAUGUCUUGAAAUUCUGAUGUGAACGAGAAAGACAAAGUGUUGUCUCGGCGACCUCAAUCGAUAUAAACGAGUUUCAGUUUUUGGAUGUGUGCCUCAGCAACGUAGGAAGUUUGUCAAAAAACUGCAAGAAGCCAUUCCCUUUUACCGUGAAGCAUUCCUGAUAAUCUUUCGUAACAUACGUGAUAAUAUGUCUGUGAUUUGUCGUUAAUUUCUUGUUUAAGUUUCUGUAAUCUUUGUAAAAUUUAUUUCACUGUAUAUGUAUCUGAAGAAUAUAAUAUAAUAAGAAUAUAAUACAAUAUAGCACUGCUGUGUUAUCCAUACC